AUGGAUGGUGGCUGGAGUGAGUGGAACUCUUGGAGUAACUGUACCAAGCCAGUUGGUGGUAUACAAACAAGAAAGAGAGAAUGCACUGAUCCACAACUAACACAUGGUUGGAGACACUGCGAUGGGACCGUAGCACAGCUGAGAGAAUGUAGCAACAUUUCCAGUUGCCAAGAAGGUAACAUACAAAUUGCAGCCUUUCUGAUUUCAGUGGAUAAAAACUUCUAUUUUGAAAAAAAACUGUGCAAAUUCAGGAAUAAAAGUUAGAAUAACAACAAAUGAAUGGAACUGCUGAGUUUGAACUUUAAUCAUAUAAUCAUCCAGGCAAAAUAUGUGAAAUGCACAAAUCAUUAAAAGUAAGGAGUUCAUUAUAAGUCAGAAAUCCUUCAUGAAUGGACAAACUCAGUCCAUGUAUGGAAUUCACCAUGCUCUUCUUGAAAGAAAUAAAACAAAUCUCCACUAUCAUUAGUACUACAAUAUAGGUAUUUAAUCAUUGGCAUAAGUUUUUACUGAUAUUUGUGGUCGCUCUGUCAGAAGUCUGCACUAUCUGCCCAAUGGCGACUACGAAUUUCGUUGGACUACCCGUAAGCAAUACCUUUUUAGCUAAUCCGGUAAUGCUGACUAUCAUCUAAUGACAAGAAACAUGUUUAAAAAUGCGAGGGCCUCAGUUACUAAAUAACGUUUUGGCAUUGACCUGCUGGUAAAGAAAUUCAUGUUAGCGAAAUAGGAAAUUCUUUCACCAUAAACUGAAAAGAAAUCUUUCAACGAUGCAAGGACAUCUGUUACUAGGUAAUUAUAUGGAGACAUCAUCAGCACAAGAAUUUACCUAUGCUGAAGUAGUUUACGCUGUUUAUUGUUAUCCUUAUUUAUCAAUUUUUUUUUAAUAUUUAAAGAAUUGGCCCUGCGUUUUGAAACAGGGAAGAACCCUUCUGUCGGUACAAUGAAGGUAUUCUCAAACAAGAGCUGGCAAAAGCUUUGUACCGGUGAAUGGGAUGAAGCAGAUGAAAAUUUAACCUGCAUGGCCAUGGGCUACUAUAACAACGGUGUCUAUGCUAAUGACACAUGGUACGCAGAACGUGGCAAUGCUUCCGAGAUGUCCACCCACUACAACUGUACCAUUCCCACCACAUGUCAAAACAACUCGGAAAAGAAACAACAAUUUUGCAAAGGUAAUAGUGAAUUGCACUCAUGUAAUAUCCACAUGAUCUCCAAAGAUGGUAACUUGAUAGAUUUACUUACUCUCCAGAUAUGAAAGCUUUUCCGAGAUUAAUGAUUGUUCAUCUUCGGGUAUCUUUUAGGUUCUAAAAAGGUAUCUAUCGCUAAAAAUCUAGCGGGUUUCUACUUUUUACACCCUUAGACGAUUAUAGUUGAAUUACUGUCGAAAGAAGAACCUAGCUGCGCAGUUAUGCAUUUGGGUUUCAUGAACUUCAUAACCUCUAAACUCUUCACUAAGUUCCUUCAAACUAUUGCAUCCUUCUAAUUUCCUUUUUUCUCUCUCUUUCGUGCAACUAGGGAAUUUCACAAUUUUUCACUCUACUUAUACUUAACUAAACGCCUUUUUCUUGAUUAUUCCGAGAGAAAUGCUUUAAAAAUGACUCUCUAGUUUAAAAUGUAAAUCACACUUUUGUGUUCUCCUAAAGUAAACGUUUCCAGGUAAAGAAAACACGUCUUGAAUGUUCCAAAAUUUUUUAAGAAAAAUCCAGUUUUACAAUUUAAAACACAGUCACGAAGCAAUGUAAAAGAGGUUUGUCGUAAAACAUUUCAGCAAGGAAACUAAAUAAAUGUUGUGAACCACAUUAGACAACGAACGAUGCGGCCAACGUUCGAAUUCUGAAUAAUUUGCAUGCAGAAUUUCCCUUAAAACAAAACACUUAGACUGGUAUGAACUAUUUAUCAAUUCGUGAUUUAUAGGCAUUCUUGAUUCUUGAUAAUUAGUGUUUUCCAUCUUAACGGAUUGAACUUUUUGUAAUUUCAUAAGUUCCUGUUCGCUUGAAUGGCGCAAAUGUGGAGUAUGGAGGAAGAGUGGAAGUGUUUUACGAGGGGAAAUGGGCAAAGAUAUGUAGGAAUGAAUGGGACUUUAAUGAUGUCAAAGUUAUUUGUCGUCAACUUGGCUUUGAAGAGGCUUUGGCGGAAUUCAUUGGGUCAGACGUAAAGGCUGAGGGAAUACCUUCUGCAAUGUCCGAUGUCUCUUGCACCGGAGAAGAGUUUGAACUUGCAUCAUGCAAUCGCAUUGAUGGAAGGUUAAAUAUUCCACUUCAAUGUCAUUUGGAUGACAUGGGUUCUCAAGCGUUGUGUCAACCAAGUAAGCAACUAACUUUUUAG
Messenger RNA from Pocillopora meandrina, 2319 nucleotides. Lineage: Eukaryota; Metazoa; Cnidaria; Anthozoa; Scleractinia; Pocilloporidae. The record is from the annotation of a GenBank genome assembly.